CUGCUGCUGCUGCUGCUGCUGCUGCUGCUGCUGCUGCUGCUGCUGCUGCUGCUGCUGCUGCUGCUGCUGCAGACAGUCAGUGUUGAUACCACUACCACAGCAGACAUGGGUCGAGGGGCGUUAGUAAUCUUGGCAUUGUUAGGGGCGAGUUCAGCUCUGUCACCAUCCACAUACCUCACUCCUGGGGACAAGGAACGACUGAAGCUUGUCCUUGACCCAGCGUGGUCGCUCUCUGACCUUGCCCAAGUUCUCUAUGCCUCAGCUGGUUACAAACACUUAGGUCAGGAGAUUCCCAACAUAGAGGGUGUGUGUAAUUUUGUCAAGAGCUCAGCUACUGAUGGAGCCACUGUUGAGACACUGUUCUUGGCAUCUUCAGCUGGUAAAGCUCUGGGAUGUCCCAUAGCUGCUUCUUCAGCAUCUGUUCAGGCAGUGAGUGAUGCCAUCAGAGAAGGAGCUUCAUCUCAAGAGCUUUUCCAUGCUGUUACUGCUGCUGCCAAUCUUGGUGUGGAUCUAGACACUGCCAAAGUCCUUCGUGCCACUCAGAUGGCUUUGAAGAAGGACGACAGUGUGUUGAGCCUUGGUUAUGCUUUCCAUGUUGGGGCACAACUGAAGGGAGAAGUUGGAAGUAUCUUUGAGAGGAUUGAAGAUGCAAUUGUACAAGCAGAUGAAGUUGAUGGACGUAUACUGCAGUUUGAAGGCGGCCUUUCAAUAACUGCUUUAGUCCUUAGCGGUGCCUACAAGUUAGCAGAAACUACAAACAAAGUACCUCCCAUAAAACCAGACCAAGCUGUCAAGUUCGCAAAUUACCUCAUGUCUCGCAAAUCUGUCCAAUUGUCUAAAGGCGUGUACUACCUGCUGGAGGCAGUAUCUAUGUUCACAAAUAACAAGUUCCAUGUGCCAGUGGCAAUUACCUUAGCAAGCAAUGUUGCUGUAAGUGCAGAGGCUCCAAAUAUACAGGUGCGAGUAACAGAUCUUGAAGGUUAUAGUUUGGGGCCAUUGAAGGUGACUGCUGACUCAGCAACAAGAGUCUCCGAUGAAGUGGUUAUUAUAUCAAAAGAACCUCUAGUGCCUCUCUCAGCUGCUGAUGGUGUUUAUGAGCUAGAUGUAAUGUCCAGAGGUCCUCACCGAGGAUUUUAUCGUCUGGUGGUAAGCGUAGAUGCUUCAGACUCUCGCCUUGUUGGCCACACUGAUGCUCAACUCACCUUCAAAGUUCUUACUGCCAUAGACAUCCAAGGAGUGGAGAUUGGAACUGCUGACUCUGACCAGUCUACUGCACCAAAUCUUCAAAAAGUGACUUAUCCAAACACCCUCCCAGAAGUCCUGGUAGCUGAUCAACACCAGCGUGUGAUGCUGCGAUUUCUGGUCAGAGAUACAGCAUCUGGGAGACCCACUGAAGUUCAUCAAGCAUUUGUGAAGAUCACUCACAUUGAGUCCAAGCGUGAGAUUAUCUUUGUUGCUGAGACAGAUUCAAAUGACAUCUAUAAAUUUGAUAUUGAUGUGAGCAGCAGCAUGAAAGAGUUUGGAGGUGUAAGUGGGGUCUACUCUAUAGAGUUGAUUAUUGGUGAUGCAUCUAUAAGUAACCCCACCUUAUGGCACAUUGCUGACUUGUCUCUCACGUUUCCUGAAUCUACCAUUCCUUCAUCACCUCAAGAUUACACAUACAAGGUUCGUCCAGAGAUCCACCACGUGUUCCGUAGCCCCGACCCACGACCAUCAACCGUCAUGUCUACAACAUUUACUGUCUUGUGUAUCUUGCCAUUGUUCCUGUUGUUGCUUAUAGUAAGUGCUUUGCCUGUUUUUACGGAGACAAAACUAAAAAUUAUUUACUGUCCAUUGGUAAUAGAGUUGUGGAUGAGUGGAACAAGCUCCUGAAUACAGUUAUUAAGGCUAAAACGUUGUGUAGUUUUAA
Molecule: messenger RNA, 1909 nt
Organism: Cherax quadricarinatus
Lineage: Eukaryota; Metazoa; Arthropoda; Malacostraca; Decapoda; Parastacidae
Source: RefSeq, a predicted model, not a curated record